UGAAAUUCCUAAUCUACACCGCCCAUUUUAUUUUUCUACUCCAUGUUGGAUUUUAUUACCUACUAUGCUUCUGGUGUUCGCCUGUCAGUAUCUCCACUGCAUAGAGCCAUAGAGGAGAAUCAAAGAUUGAGUCCCAUUGGACCUAUCUUCUGAGCUCAAGCAAUAUUGCCGUAGAGACCUAAAGCGUCUUCACCAUUUUGUUUCAAAGAUGAAGCCGAGACACUAUCCUUGUUGGUGGUCAUGCCCACUAGAUCUUUUUCACAGGACCACAGGCUUGUGCUAUAUAGAGACUUUUGUGCACCUUUUUUUCCUAUGAUGAUUGAUUCCUUCGUUGAUAAGUUCAUCGGUUGCUUACUACAUGACUUUCCCUGUAUUUCUUGAUAUUGGUCAUCUAACUAAUUUCCUCCUGCUUCUGAAACUUGUUCACUAGGACAUGGCCUAUAAGAUGGUCCAAGAUGAAAACAUUGACAGGUAGACUUUAGCAUCGAGCUGGAAUAUUAGUGAUCGUAUCCUAAUUGAGUCUUUGACUCAUAUGUCAACCCAGGGCUAAGACUUCUCUGAAUGGUUGACUUUUUGAUUGGCAAGUCAUCCUUGAUGCAUGUCAAUAGGAAGUCAAACGUCACUAGGAUGUUAGGUUAUCUUUAAUUUUGUAGUUUCCACUACUAUCAUGUACCCCAACCAUGUGCUUGAAAUGUGGAUUUUAGUUGUACUGCUAGUCAUGUUUCAGUGUUUGCAUAGGAAGGUUCUUAUUAGUAUAAUAUCCUUGAUAACCAUUGACUAAUUAUUACUUUAAUAGACCAGCAAUUUCUUUGAAGCAUUUCAAGUAAACUACAUUUCAUAUUCAGUAGAUGCAUGUAUAUGUCAACUUGCGUCACUUUUCCUUUUGUCACACUUACACAAAUUACAUUACAUUGAAACUUCAUAGGAAAUCUGAUGCAGGACACUAAGUCACUGCUGAUAAUUCUCUGAAAGAGAUGAUAGAAUGUAGAAGAAGAGGCAGAAUAUAGAAGAAGAUAGAAGAAGACCAGAAGAAGAAUUAUAAUGCUUUAGAGAGAGAAUAGAGAAUAAGAUGAAGAUGUUUGUAUUAAUUCUUGAAUGAAGAUUACAAUCUAUGAUGCAACUUAUUUAUACAAAAGUAAAGCUAAACAGACUUGAGACUUGUCCCCUAACAAAAUCCCCUUGAUUAACUCACAGCUUGCUUGGUCAAUGAUUGACUACACGGAGAUAUACUUAUACUGUGACUGAUUAAAUAUAAAUUUCAGGUCAAUGGUACUCCCAAUAAUUCCGGUGUAGAGAGAGCCACAAAGGGCAAUGAUGUAGAUAAGAUCUGAUUCUUGGGUACCUUCUGCAAGACUUUAACCAGUCAUCCACUCAGUGGUACUCCCAAUAAGUUGGGAGAAUUACAUACGAUGUAUAGAACAAAACAUAGAUUUGGCUGAGUGUAGAGCUGUGUAACAUGGAGUAUAAAGGAGGAUUUGUUUGUCAUAUGGAAGCAAGGAAAAAAACACAUUACCCAAUAUCUAUGGAGCUUUAUACAUCAGCUGUGAAAGGGGUUUUAACUUUUAAGCAACCUCCCCAAUGAGCAAGGGACAAGAAAGGAGCCAACAAGCAGAUCUAAUGAAAUUGACAAAUAUUUCCUCACUUGUAUGCCGGAAGAUGGGAAUACCUUCAUACAUGUAUCAGCACGAAAUAGACAAAAUCUUAAUAUCAUAGUGAAAGUUCUUUAAAGAUUAACCACUCUUAUUAUCCUGAAUAACUCCAAGGGAAAAACUGCUCUUCACUUCUCGGCUUAGCAAGGCAACAAGGACAUCACAUAGUUUUACAGUGAUGUCGAGGCAGCUGCAAGUGGAACCAAUAGUACUGAGUCUCUAUGGAGUGAAAGUUUCGGUAGGGAUACACCUCUGCAUAUUGCAUCUAAAGGAGGAAAAAAACAGGUCCCUAUGAAAGUUUUGAGGCUUAAAGUAUAUUACAAAUACUAGCAGAGUUGCCUUAAUUCAGAGUUGACUUUUACCAACACAAACAUUAGCUUGUGAUCUGACAGUGAAACAGAAGACAGCAUUACGGACAACAAUGGAGGACGACAUAACAAUGUCCUUGGAGCUUUAUGCAGCGGCUGUGAAUGGGGACAUGAGCAUCUUCCCCAAUCAAGGGUCAGGUGAAGAAGCUACUUCUGGGACAAGCAGAUCUAAUCAAGUUGACAUCUAUUUUCUUACUGUUACCUUAGAAGAGAGGAAUACUAUCCUUCAUGUAGCAGCACGUACUGGUCACAACCUCAGUUUCAUUGCUGAAGCUCUUAAAAGAUUCCCUAUUCUCAUUUCCCAGACCAACUCCAAGGGUGAAACAGCCCUUCAUGUCUCGGCCAGGCAAGGCAACAAGGAGAUCACCAAACUUCUCGUCACAUUUUACCGUGAUGCUGAGGCAGCUGCAGCUGGACAAAAUGGUAGUAUGCCUUUAUGGAGGGUGAAAAAUUCAGAAGGGGAUACACCUCUUCACACCGCAAUCAAAAGAGGCAAAAUUCAAGUCGCGUUGUUCCUUAUAAGUGUUGAUAAUAGCUUGGCUAUCUCUGUCAACAAUUCCAGAGAAACUCCUUUGCAUUUGGCAGCAAAAAUUUGCUCCAGGAUUGGUGGUAAUUUAGUGUUUUUUUAA
Molecule: messenger RNA, 2646 nt
Organism: Spinacia oleracea (spinach)
Lineage: Eukaryota; Viridiplantae; Streptophyta; Magnoliopsida; Caryophyllales; Amaranthaceae
Product: ankyrin repeat-containing protein At5g02620-like
Exons: 3
Coding region: 2071-2646 (191 amino acids)
Molecular function (GO): protein binding
Source: RefSeq, a predicted model, not a curated record